Periconia digitata is the source of this 707-nucleotide messenger RNA. Lineage: Eukaryota; Fungi; Ascomycota; Dothideomycetes; Pleosporales; Periconiaceae. The record is from the annotation of a GenBank genome assembly.
CAAACGUUCCAAAUCACCUACCUCCGACCCACCCAUUCCCCCCUUAAGAAAUUUCCCAGGGUGCCAUAUCGCCAGAACCCACACCGCCAACACAACAGGGGCGAAUUCCAAGCACCCAAAAUACACCUCUCGAGUCCCAAUCUCACUGAAAAGCCCCUCAGCCGUUUCCGCCAACCUAAAGCAAACCCUCACGUACAACAGCACCACCGCCACCGAGAACGCGACAUAGAAACUCUUCCCCCCGACUUUCGCAACCGUCCGCCUCGCCCUCGCCGCAAACACCGCGAACAGCACGAUGAAGAUUAAGAAAGUCAAGGCCUGGAAGGCCAGGCCCGCGAGCAGGAUGUUGUUCGGGGUGGUGGGGUCUUUGCGGUUCGAUUCCGCGACACCGAUGAGGGCCGCCCCGACGAUUUGUAUGACCGUCGCGAUGACGUCGGCUGUGAUGAAGAGGGAGAGAAUCCAGCGUGGAGGCAGCGGUGCGUAGUGUCGCGACGUGUGUCUGAUGAGGACUGAGAGGAUGGUGUAGAUGGCUGCUGCGAAGAACACAGGCGCGACUACGAUGAAGAAAUAUUGUACAACAAAGUAUGCUACGCGGUAUGGGUCGAGUUGCGAUGAGAGGAUGCGGAAUGCAUAGCCCACUAUUUCCUGGGUGUCGAGAUUGUGGUUAGUCUUUUUUUUAUACAUGCCAUAUCGGAUUGUACCGGCUU